Molecule: messenger RNA, 978 nt
Organism: Seminavis robusta
Lineage: Eukaryota; Bacillariophyta; Bacillariophyceae; Naviculales; Naviculaceae
Source: the annotation of a GenBank genome assembly
AUGACAUCUUUCACCGCCACCGACUACUUCUCCCAUGCCCAACUUACUCCAAUUCCACCAGAGGAGAAGCCAACCUUCAGCAACCUCAAGAUCAUCCACCAAGAGAUUAAUGCCAAUGCUAUGGCCGUCACUUCACGCCUCGCAGGAGGCCACUAUGGACAUCUCGCUCUCACCGUUCCAACCGCCACAUUCAAUGCAUUGGAGAACGCCACUGCUUGGGUCGAACCAGUCCACCCCGGGCCUAACCCAGUCCAUGGAGCAACCGCCACAGCAGCUCAAAUCACCGAAACCAACAGGCUUUUUGCUCAAAACAUGGAGCAAUUCAUCAUUUGCAAGGCCGUCGGUACAGCCCUCAAGAAGCAGCUCCUGGAAGCCAUACCUGACACGUUCACCAACACCCUCAAAAACGACCUCUUUGGCUAUGCUAAUGUCAGCGUUCUAGCACUCCUCGAGCACUUAGACACAACCUAUGGAAAAGUAGAUCGCGUCGACCUCAAGGACAACAUUGAUCGAAUGAAUGCCAAAUGGAGUCCAACACAACCCAUCGAAGACUUAUUCACGCAGAUUGAAGCAGCCAAACAGUUUGCCAAAGAUCAUGAUCCCAUCACCGAAAUGACGACCAUCAUCGCAGCAACCACCAACCUGACCAACAGCGGCGUAUUCACACAAGCCAUCCGUGAAUGGGACAACAAGGAAGACACCGACCACACAUGGAAGAAGCUAGAGCUUCAUUUCAAGAAAGCAGACAAAGAACGUCGUCGUACCCUCACAGCAGCCGAAGUCGGAUACGCCAACGCAGCAACCGACAAAGCCAAAAUCACCGGUCACCGCAAAGAAGCAACCGCGGACAACAUGAUGGGCGGAUGUUGCAUCAUCAAGCGUCGCAAUGGGGAACGUGCCAUUUACAGGCGCCCCAAUCGCAAUCCCCCCAGAGAUGAGAACACUCCUCCCAAUGACCAGACAACAGGCGGCCGCUGA